GAUUGUCCGGGACAAUGACCUUUGGUUAUUGAGUUCGAGCAGAAUUUCCGAACGUAGUUGUCCCAGUCGGAGUCGGCCGAAAAUGGCGGCUCCUUCGUUCCGGUAUUGUGUCGCUUAAAGUGCUGCACGAAUUUUUUACGAUUUAUGUGUGAAAAUGUGAUUGUGAUGAAUUAAAACCUACAGUGAAGUGUUGUUUCAGUGAGUUACAAUAUGUGUCGGACAGAAAUGUGUCGUUUCGGCGUCGGAAACUGGAUUUUCUUGCUGGCUUGUGUACAUUUGUUUACGUGCAGCCAAGGCGGUGAGGACGGCAUGUUUGCACUGUCGGCGGAGCCUGUUGACAUAGCGGUGGCGGUGGGAGACGGCGCCACACUGCCGUGCGCCGCACCGCCGCCCGCGCGUAUCUCUUGGCGGUACAGCGCUACCGCGCCGCCUACCCGCGACCACGCACUUCCCAGCACAGACACGUUUAGGAAGCAGCUGUCGAACGGGUCGUUAGUGAUAGAGAGCAUGUCGUCGGCGCUGGCGGGGCAGUACCAGUGCGUGGCCACGGUGGAUGGCGUGGGCACCGUCGUGUCACGGGUCGCUAGCGUAUUCCUGGCAGAAGUCCCGCAGUUCGGCGAGGCACCCCGCGUGAUCAUGGGUGUAUUGGGGUCGCCGGCUCUGCUGCCCUGUCCCAUCAAGUUACCUUCGCGCCUCGCCGUCAAGGUGGUCCCCUCCCCCGCCGCGCCGCUGCAGCCCGAGCGACGCGUGUACGGCGCUGCCAGGAUACACGCGCCGCCGCCUGUACUGAAGCUCAACGUGACGUGGCUCAAGAACGGGUCGCCACUGCGCAUGGAGGCGGCGCGCGUGGCGUUGACGCCGGGAGGUGCGCUGGAGCUGGACCCGCUGCGCGCGCACGACGCCGCCGCCUACCGCUGCCGCGUGGCGCUGGCGCUCGCGCCCGCUGCGCCGCAGCUGGGCCCCGAGGUGGAGUUGCGCGUCAACAGCGAGCUGGCCGGCUUAGAGGCGGCGCCCCGGUUCAUCACCACGCCGCAGCCAGUCACCGUUAUGGAAGGUGCAUCGGUGACAUUCGACUGCGCGGCUGUGGCGAACCCAAAACCAGAGAUGGUGUGGCUCAACAAUGGUGUUGCCAUCGACCUCAACGAUUUGGACUCCCGUUUCUACCUGGUGGGGUCGGGCUCGCUGCGCGUGCAGGCUGCGCGCGCGCUGGAUGCCGGCGCCUACACGUGCCGCGCCACCAACCGCCUCGACUCCGCCGACCACUCUACCAUGCUGCACGUCAUGACGGCUCCGCGCGUGACGUUACGCGAAGGCGGCGUGGUGCGGGCGCGCGCGCGCGGUGACGUCACGCUGCGCUGCGACGUGCGCGGUCGGCCUGCGCCCGCCGUCACGUGGCUGAAGGACGGCGAGCCGCUCACGCCCAACGACCACGACAUCGCGCUCGUGGACGGGUCGUCGCUGCGAAUCCGCGGCGUACUGGACGUGGACGCAGGCGUGUUCCAGUGCACCGCCGCGUCCGCCGCCGGCAGCGCCGCCGCCGCGCUGCGGCUGCUCGUCGCGCCGCACGAUGUAAAACAUGAGAAAUCUCCCAAAAAUUCCACCCAAGACAUUUUCAAUUCCCUCCUAUCGGGUGAUUCUACUCCCGAAGAUCUAGACUUUUUAGGCGAAACAUCAUCCGCGUACACUUCAGAGCCUUUGUACGACGAAUACAGCACUUUAGACAGUUAUAACACCGAUUAUGAUGACUUUCACGCUGCUCAAGAUUUGGAUUUGGACGAUCUGAAGGAGAACGCGACUAUAGUCUCUGCGCCAAAGGAGCUAAAGGCUGUUAUCGUGAAGCACAGGUUCGUGACGCUGAGCUGGCAGGAGCCAGACACGAAGUUAGAAGAGAUCACCGGAUACGCCAUCUUGUAUAAAGUGAAGGGAAGUAAGCGGGAGCGGCUGGCGCGCGGCGACGGCGCGCGGCACGAGAUGAACGUGGCAGCGCUGCAGCCCAACACCACGUACAGCUUCCAGGCGCUGGCGCUCACAGCGCGUGCUGUCUCGCCGCCCACGCCACCACUGGAGGCCACCACACCAGAGGAAGAGCUCGCGUACGGGCCGCCGCGUGACGUCAGCGUAGAACCGGCCGGGCCGCACGCAUUGCGUGUGACGUGGACGCCGCCCGCGCCGCUGCCCGCUCCAGAACCGCCGCCGCCCCCCGCACGCUACGCCAUCUAUUACACAGAGGCGGAGUCAGGGCGUGAACAGUCGCAGUGGGCGGAGGGGACCAGCGGCACGGUGGGCGGGCUGCGCGCUGCUGCGGCGUACCGCGUGCGCGUGGCGGCGGCGGGCGGCGCUGCGUCGGCUGACGUGCUGGCGCGCACGCCCGCGGACGCGCCCGCCGCGCCGCCUGCUAAUGUGUCCGCCGUGCCUACCAGCGACACGUCGAUCCUGGUGCGCUGGGAGGCGCCGCCCGCGCGCACGCACCGCGGCCCGCUGACGGGCUACAAGGUGCGCUACCGCGUGGUGGCGGCGACCACUCGCCGGCGCGCAGACUCGCUCACCACGCCCGCCGACACGCGCCGCGCCGAGCUGCGGGGGCUGGAGCCCGCGCAGACUUACCAGGUCCGCGUGUGUGCUAUCAACGCGAACGGCUCGGGCCCGUUUAGCGAGUGGGUAUCUGCCAGCACGCAGGGUCGCCGUCGCGCCGAAGCCGCCGUUCCCGACGCGCCGCCGCCUCUCACCACGCGCGCCGGCCGCGACUGGAUCUCAGUGUGGUGGGGGCAGGGGGACGGCGGGGGCGAAGGCGGGGGCGCGCUGGUGCGGGGGCACCUGCUGGGCUGGGGGCUCGGCGUGCCCGACGAGCACUCGCGCGAGCUGCCCGCGCACGCGCACUCGCACGUGAUACGCGGACUCGAGUCCAACGCCGAGUACGUGAUAUCGUUGCGCGCCAGCAACGCGCUGGGGCUGGGCCCGGCGGUGUACGCCACGGUGCGCACCAAGCCCGCCGCGCCCGACGACGAGCCCGACGAGCCCGACGCUGACGAGCCCGACGACGACGCCGACGACGAGGACGACACGCCGCCGCUCAUCCCGCCCGUCGGCCUUAAGGUGAUAAUGCUGAGCGGCUCAACUGCGGUGGUGUACUGGACGGACCCCUCGCUGCCCAAGGGGCAGGCAGCGACUGACGGGCGGCGUUACGAGGUGCGAGCGGCGGGCGGGGGUCGCUCGCGCGUGUACAACGCGUCCGAUCUCAACUGCAUGAUCGACGACUUGCGCCCCUUCACAAAGUACGAGUUCGCUGUCAAGCUCAUCAAAGGCGGGCGCGAGUCGGCGUGGUCCAUGCUCGCUAGCAACACAUCGCUGGAGGCGGCGCCGGGUGGAGCGCCGCGCGAGCUGCGCGUGUCGCCCGCCGCGCCGCCCGCGCGCGCCGCCGACCUGUCGUGGAGCCCGCCGCAGCGUCCCAACGGCGUCAUCACCGGCUACGUGAUAAUGUACGCGGUGCAGCGGUCCGGGCCGGCGGCGGGCGCGGCGGAGGAGUGGACGGCCGUGGCGGUGGUGGGCGACCGCACGCGCGCGCGCGUCGACCGGCUGCGCGCGCGCACCACCUACAGCUUCAAGAUACAGGCGCGCAACGGCAAGGGGCUGGGGCCCUUCAGCGCCGCCGUCACCUACACCACCGGCGCUGAAGGCGGUGAGGGCGGCGGGCUGGCCAGUGCGACGUCGGCGUGGCUGUGGGCCAGCGCAGGGGGUGCUUGCGCCGUGCUGGCGCUGGCGGCUGCGCUGGCGCUGUCACUGUGCUGCAGGAGGAACACGCCGCCCAUGUCGCCCGACACCAGCACGUACCAGAAGGCGUCCGCAUCGGCCGCCAUCAAGCCGCCGGACCUGUGGAUCCACCACGACCAGAUGGAGCUGAAGCACAUGGACAAGAGCCUCCACAGCUCCGCCAGUAAGAUAUCGGCGGGCAGUGUAGAGGGCAGCGCGUUGGUGUCGUCGACGCUGACGCUGGCGCGCGCGCCCGCACCGCCCGCGCCGCUGCCGCACGCGCCGCCCGGCGACUACGAGCCCGCUCGCCACGCGCCGCCUUCUCUCGCCAGCCUCGACCGCAGAUACGUGCCCACCUACGUCGUGUCGCCUCCCUUAGACUCGCGCUCGCCGUCGGCGGCGGGCAGCGGCAGCGACGACGCGAGCGUGCUGCGCGCGUCGCCCGCGUGCCGCCGCUACGAUACGCGCUGCGACCACCUGCUACCGUGCUUAGCUAUGACAGGCGUGGGCGUGGGCGUGGGACUGGGAGUGGGAUGCACGGGCACGUGCGAGAGGCGGAGACACAUGGCCGACCAGAGCACGCCGCUGCUGGCGGGCGUGGCGCCGCUGGGCUCGCCGCAGUCGUCGCUGGCGUCUCUGCACCCGCCGCCCGCGCCCUGUGGGUCCGGGCUGUGUCCGCUGGGCGCUGCGUGCUCGGCGCCCGCCAGCAGCGCGUCCGACGUGUACGCGAGCGCCGCCAGCGCGCGCGAGCGCGGCCACUACGUCGCCUACGAGCCGCUCGGACACUACACGCACCGCGAGUCGCUGAGCGCGGAGAGCGAGCGGUGCGCGGCGGGCGCGGGCGGCGGCUCGCUGUCGCGGCGCGGCUGCGGCGGCGGCCUGCACAGCUUCGCGCUGCCCGACACCGCGUCCGACCACUCCACGCCCUCGCACUCUAAGGCGGGCAGCGUGCGUGAAACGUCGCCGUACAAAAAGAGCGCGAGCUCAUCUCCCGGACACUUACCCAACCGCCUGCAACUCGGCGGCGCUGUGGCGCACUGCUCUGAGGAGUUGGAGCCGCUGACGCCGUCGCGCUCCACGGAGCGUUUGCACCGCGAGAUGCAGAACCUCGAGGGGCUCAUGAAGGACCUGUCCGCCAUCACGCAGAACCAGUUCCACUGCUAGCACGAGCCCGGCGCCGCGCGCUACUUCGACGUGUGACCCGCCCGACGGCGCGAUGGGCUGUCGGAGAUAGACGUGUGACCAGCCCAGCGCGUUGGACUGUCGAUUGGUGUACCAGUGAGGACUGAACACUAGAAGCAUUCCAUCGACAACGUGCAAUUUAAGUGUUGUGAAGUGUUGAAUGAUGAAGGACCUGUCCUUCAUUACGCAGAUCGAGUUUCACUCCUAGCACGAGCCCGGUGCACGCACGCACUCCCAAUGUCUUUGACGUGUGAUUAGCCUAACGGCGCGUUAGACUGUCGGAGAUCGACGUGUGAUUAACCUUACGGCACGUUGGACUGUCUGAGAUCGACGUGUGAUUAGGCGAACGGCACAUUGGACUUUCUGAGAUCGACGUGUGAUUAGCCUAACGGCACAUUGGUCUUUCGGAGAUCGACGUGUGAUUAGCCUAACGGCACAUUGGACUUUCGGAGAUCGACGUGUGAUUAGCCUAACGGCGCGUUAGACUGUCGGAGAUCGACGUGUGAUUAGCCUAACGGCACAUUGGACUUUCGGAGAUCGACGUGUGAUUAGCCUAAUGGCACUGUGGACUGUCGGAGAACGACGUGUGAUUAGUCUAACGGCACGUUGGACUGUCGGAGGUCGACGUGUGAUUAGCCUAACGGCGCAUUGGACUGUCGGGGAUUAAAGUGGGACAAGCCCGACGAAUUCGCCCAGUGCUUUGGACUAUCGGAGAUAAGUGUACCAGUGAGGAAUUAAUGCUAGUAGCAUUCCACCGAAACAUAGACAUUGAUAGCCACUGUUAUAGUGUCGUGGAAUGUUUGACAAUGGAAACAGACAUUAACUCGAGUGACUUUGAGUAGACUCGAAUUUAUCAGCGGUGGUGUGCACUUCAUAUUAACGUGAAAGCACUGCAAACCUUCAGAUUUUUUAACAAUGCUUAGUGAUGAAUGACGAAUUCGCCACUUUUUCUGUGUUAAUAGUAAAUACCCUGCUCGAAAACUACAGCACGCCACCGUUGUCUAUCCUAUCCUUUUUUUUUAUGAAAUUGUUCUUGCGACGGAAAAUAGUUAGGUUUACGAUUUGUUGCAAAAACAAAGUCAUGAAUUAAGGACAUUAUCUUAUUCGAUGUGAUAAUUCGUUGUCUUGAAAAAUUAAUGAUUUCGAAAUUAAAAAGAAUGAUGGGAUGACAUUAUUAAAAUAUGACAGUUUAUGGAAACUAUUCAUUAUUUAUGUGUGUGGUGUUAUAAAUAGAAUCCGACACUAGCCAGUCGAAUGUACAAUGAAUCAAAGCCUAUUUUGUUGCUUCUGUAUAAGCUCAACCUGUGAAAAUCGCACGAAAAUAAAUUUAAUACUUUACUAGCUUAAAAAAUUAAGUUUGGUUGUGAUUUUUAACUUUUUUACUUUGACAUAAAAGACAUUUGAUUUUUUAUUUACAUUUUGAAUUUUUUUUAUUAGAUUCACAUCCAUGCUAUAUUCUGAUUGUUCUGUUAUUCAAUAUUGUUGUAUAGAUAGAUAAUAAUAAUAAUAUUAAUAAUUAUUGGACACUGGCUAAGCGGUUUCGAUUUUACGAAUUUAGUGCCAUAUAAUUUACGAACUUGGCUAACAUACGGUGAAGUAAAUAUCGUAUAGUGUCUAUACGAUACGUACAUAUGCGAUAUCUAUGUCUAGAAGUGUAAUGCCAGCCACACACGGUCAAGUAUACGUUUAGGGAUGUGAACAUAUACGAUAUUUCGAUAUUUUAUCCACAUCUCUAAGCUCUGUAGACUUCACGAUAUACUUGAUCGUGUGUGGCUGGCGUAACACGUUACUGAUAUAAGUGUAAUUUGUUUUAUAAAUGAAACGAAACUAUUAUAUGAUAACUUUAAUUAUAAUUUCUGAUAGUGCUAUGUUAUGAACAAAAUCUCGCUGCAGGCGUUGCAAUAAUUCGCGGCAGAAGAGUGCAGUAGGCUAUAUGGCGUAUAUAGGCUUUAUUGCACUCAUAUAUAAUCAGGAUCAAGGCCUAUACCUAUUGUAGUCAUAAUAAACUCAAUAUGAACUGCCCCUUCAAGUCAUAAAUGUCAAUAGAGAAGUGCAACACAGCGGGACCAUUAUCGGUAAACAGCUUGUUAUGUAGUGUUUCAGAAUACCAAGACUAUCUACCUAAUUUUAAAGGCGGAAAAUAUUUUAAUAAGAACACUCAUUAAAUUGGAUCAAGUAUAUGAAAAAUGCUAGAGGACGUGAAUAUUUAAUGGAAAGAACUAAGAUAUUUUUGUGUCAGAACGGACUUUAUAAGGUAUCUAAAUAGGAACGACACGUAAAUAUAGCUUAAUAUCAAAACGUUGUUAAAUUAUUAAGAUUGUAAUGGCUACUUAUCGAUAUUUUUACUACGCCCUUCACUAAAAGGCUCCAUAAGGUAUGUAACUUCUAGCGAGAUAGACAUAGGGAAAUUAUUUAUGGCGCGACGAGACCGUUCAUAACGAGAUCACUAGCUUAUAACCUAUCCCGCGAGAUUGUAAACUGUCGAUACAUUGUGAACUCCAUACAUACUCCUAAGAACGGGAACUCGAGUGGUUCAGAAACCAAUAAUUAGGCUAGAUUAGGUAUUUUUUUUUAUUUGUGAAUGUACAAAUAAAUUCCUUAAAAUCUGCCUAAUUGACACGUUACACAAACACGUUAAAAAUGUAAGCACUAUGUUGUUUCAUAAUCUAUCGCACUAAAAGCACAGUUUACAAUCUAACUCAUCAUCAUCAGCCAUCAUGUAUCCACUGCUGGACAUAGGCCUCUUUUAAGUAGCGCCAGCCGGAUCUAUCUUUGGGUUUUUGCAUCCAAUCGAUGCCUGCCACCUUCCGGAGGUCGUCGCUCCACCUAGUGGGGGGGGGGGGGGGGGGGCGCGCCCGACACUUCGCUUACCGAGACGCGGUCUCCACUCAAGGACCUUACGACUCCAACGACCAUCGGUCGUCCGAGAGACAUGACCAGCCCACUGCCACUUCAAUGUACUAGCCCUUAGAGCUAUGUCGGUAACUUUCGUUCUUUGUCGAAUCACUUCGUUCCGGAAUUUAUCCCUCAAAGAGAUUCCAAGCAUAGCUCUCUCCAUAGCACGCUGAGCGACUUGGAGUUUGUGGACUAGUCUCGCUGUCAGUGUCCAUGUUUAGGCACCGUAAACUACACGCUCGUCGGCACAAUCUAACUGUAUUUAUAAUAUUACGGUUGAUUCAACCUGUAGCGAGAUGUUGGCAUAGUAUAGCACGAGGUGUGGCGCCAGUGAAGAAGUUGCUUGUAUAUUUUCGUGUAAAGCUAGUCAGUAGGUCGGGCGGCUUGCGGGACUACUUUCUUAUUCUGCGCUACAUACAGCACUAGGCACAUCGAUUUUUAAUAUUGGUGUGGUUGGCUAUGACAGAAGUAGCUACUAUCAAGCUCAAUAUUGCUGUCAAAAAUCGCUGCCUUGGAUUCGGAGGGCGUAGGUUCGAAUACGUCUGGGGCAUGCACCUCCAACUUUUCAGUUAUGUGAAUUUUAAGAAAUGAAAUAUCACGCGUCUCAAACGGUGAAGGAACAACAUCGUAAGGAAACUUGAGAAUUUUCUAAAUUCUCUGUGUGUGAAGUCUGCCAAUCCGCAUUGGACCAGCGUGGUGGACUAAUGCCUCUCAUUCUUAGAGGACUCUGUCUGAGUCUGAGGAGGCUCGGGCUCAACAGUGAGACGAAUAUGGGUUGUUAAUGGUGAUCGUUGAAAAGCGACGUUUGACUUCCAUGUUCUCAGAUUAAGAAAUGCAUUCGCUGCUAAAAUAUAGGUAUAAUUGAUGAAUGAUUUAUAUUAAAAACGGCCUCAUAUGUGAUGUAUGUAGUCAUAUUAUGUAAUAUUUGUUUUGUUGCGUAAAAUAAGAAAGUAAUCCCGCAAAUAAGUAUAUUAGUCGGGUCGCAACUUGUAGCCUAUAGUGUAAGGUGGAUUGUAUAAAUUUUUGUAUUUCCUAGUAUUUGUACAUUUUUAAAUGGAUUUCUAAUUUCUAAUUGGGUGAAUUCACGGUACCAGAGCCGGUGAUUAUUUGUAUCAUAUUGCGCCGGCUCAGGUGUGGUUAGUUCGCUCCGUGGCCUACGAUAAUCCUUUUAUUAUAUGAUCUAGGUCGCCAUAUUAAUAUUUAUUAUUCUGUCUUUUGAAUAUACGAUAUCGCUUGAGCUAUAUUUUGUCUAUUUCUUUUAAUUAAUAGACGAACGAGACCGAUAUGAUCACAUUUUUAGAGUUUACUCCUUAAGAAUCGAUUUUUCAUAUACAAGGUGUCUGGUAAAGAACCUAUAAAGCCGUCAACCAGGAGUUAUGGAGAAGUAAUACAUGCCUAUGAAAAAAUACGAAUUUCCUUUAAGCAUUUGACAUUGGACUCUAACAUUAUUGGCAAAACUUACGAAUUCGUACAGUAGGUACCUACCAAGAUACACGGACAUUGGACACAGUUCACAUUACACCGGAUGCCAUGAAAAAAUCAGAUCAGAUCAAAUCCACCUCAGUUGAAUUUGGACCUGUACGCAAAUUAAAUUAAAUGUAAACAACGAAAAUAUCUCAAUUCUCAACACAAUGGAAAACUUUCAUCCUGACAUUGAUAGCCCCCGGUAUGAAAAAAUAUGGGCAGUAAAAUUCGAUGAAAAAAUGACAGCGUUACGUUUUUGUGCGCAACCCAUUCUGCGCACCUUUCACCGUGCGCUGCCUGCUGCACCUCGGUUGCGCACCUUUAAUUUUUCAGGCGUAGUACACACCUAUUUAGAGAGUCGAUCUGAAAGAGUAAACUCCAUUAGUGCGUCGGAGCUGACACACUUUUUUUUAGUUAACAGACUGAUUCUAAUUAAAAAUAUGUAACUGCGCGCUUCAAGGACCAAGAUUUUUCAUAUAUAAACUAAGAUUGCGCUCUUUUUUUGACUGUUAAUGCGAGAAAUGGACAGAAUAUAGUUUUUUUCGUACUAUCUGCGGUGUGAAAGCCGCUCACUGUAAAUAUUGUACCGUACUGCAUCGUGAUAAGGUCUUAUAUCGAACACCGUUUUUUGAUAAAUUGUUGUUUAAUAUUUUGUAAGUCGUCCGGGCGAGCGAUUGUUAGUCGAGCGAAAUCUUUCAACUAAAAUAGGAUAAACUGUUUUUUCUAUAAAAAAAUAUUUAUUGUAGUCCUAGAGAAAUAUUUAUUUCUUUUUCGAAAAUUUUGCUGUAGUAGAAAUUUUGGAUUUUUUAAAAGCUGAUUAAAUCAGUUUCAUGAGAUUAUUCCCUUGUAUGGAACAAAUCGUGGCAACAAAAGUUGGUCAGCCAUCGCUCUCUAACCACUUAGCCCGGUGUUAACUUAGACUACCCUCAUACAUACGAUAGCUUGGAAUCCUCACGCUAUCCUUUUAAUAACCUUCAGUCGGGUUCGAUACCCAGCUUGAGUGAUUUUAGGAAAUCAUAUAUUCUGAACUUACUCAGGUUAUCUCGUGUUAGGUUACGAUUGUAGUUCGUAUUUGUGUAACAUUGGUUAUGUAUUAGGAUGUAAAUGAUUUAUAUGUACCUACACUGCAGUAAUAUUUUGCCUGGAAGAAAUCGCUACUUAGCGUUAAGGCAGCCUUUGUCAUUGUAUUGUGCAAAUAAAAUAUAUAUAAUAAAUAAAUAAAUUACUGACAAAAACGUUCCGGUAAGCGUCUUGCCAGAACAUUUAACGUUACGAUCAGUUUUGUGGAUAAGAACCACUUAAAAACUUUAAGUAAAUUAUCCAAGUUAAACGCGCUAUCAAGACACUUAACAUAAGUAGGACUGCAGUCAAGCUCUAAUUUGACAUUAAUUUAAAAACUUAAUAAAGCUAGCACAGCGCCGGGCGUUGCUCGCUGUCUCACGUAUGAGGGGGUCGCCCUUUUCGACCUUUACAACUUGUCCGUGUAAAUAAGCCCUGUUUAAUAUUUUUCUAUAAUUAUUAUUAUAAAUAAAUACGUAGCGUAAGUACCUCGCCUCUCGCCCCCACCACCCGUCGCACCCGCCGUCUGCGCGCGGCUUCUCUUUGACUGUGACGUCACUUGACAUAUGCCUGACAUAUGUACCUAAUGUCGGGCAUAUGGAGUGCCUUUUAUUCUGGAUGUGAUAUGACCAGAAUGAAUGUCACAGUUACAAGUAUUACCUGUUAAAAUUAAUAUCGAGAUUUCGGUUUCAAAGUAAGUUAAAGCGUGUGCGAGUCGUGUUGUAGAACAAUCACAAUUGUUCAGUACACCAAAAUUGCGUACUGAAAUAUUGUGAUUGUUCUACAAGAUUUUAUUUAUGUUAUUAUAUUUGAUAGUUAUGGAGGGAGGUAAGGGGAACUCGUGUGAGGGACUAAAUAGUAUUCACUUGUAAACCUUGAAUAUAGUUCAAGUGUGACCAAAAUAUGUUGUACUAUAAAAUGUAGAGAUGGAAGUUUGCUGUAUUGUUAAUUCUACCCAUCUUAAUUUGAACAUUUAAUUAUGGAGGGUAGAAUUGUGAGAUCAAAUUUACACUAGUGCUACAGUAGCGCCUCCAUCCUCCUCUGAAAAUUAAAAGAAAAACUAGUGAGUUGACCACAAGCUGAAGUAAAACUUCUUUCAAAAAUAAAAUAAUACAUGAAAGAGAAACUUAAAAGUUAGUAGCGCCAUCUCUCGUGUUGGACUUGAUUUACUUCAAAAGCUCUUACUAGUUCAUAAUUAUACCGUCAAUUAAACGGAUUCGACGCUGGCGUUACAGGUUUUGUCGUAAUCAAGAAAACUACAGAUGGCGCUUUUAAAACUUAACUGAAUGUCGUUUCAUUUGCACUUGAAAACGCAUUAGUGCUUACUGCCUAAGUCAAGCGUGCAUAAAAAAGUGUUACUUCAGUAAGAUAAAUCUUCUUACCUCUACCAUAACUAAGAUAUCAACAAAUGAAAUUUUUGGUACGUCUCAAAUACACGUUUUCUACGCACAACUACCUACAUCUGUGUGCAGACGCGCGUGACAUUGGUGCACUUCAUGUUGAAUGUUUAGACUUACACGAUCUUCCUCGAGUUUUUCAUCCGUUAUAACAGACAGUUUGUAAUAAUCCACACCUGACUCAGUCGGCCGCUGACAGGUUACGUAGGUAAGGGUCGGUGCGUACAAAUGAUUACACUGGGGUGACAGUGGAGACAGACUAACUACUAUCAAUAUGAUAAAAUUAUUCGUUAAAUUACGUAUUUUGGCUGUGUGGUGAGAUUUCAAUUAAUUCACUUUUGUAGUUAAAAAGGGAGCUAAACAUAAAUUUACUGUAGGUAUUUUAGAAUUUAAACUAUUGUGAUUGUUAUUCAUAGUAAUUUAUUAUGAAACACGACUAAAACUCAACAAAUACAAACGUCGGAGCAUGCCCGACUAGUUUCGAACCCAAGUAAUUAAAUAAUUUAAUUAAAAGUUGGAUUACAAUAUGCAACAUAACCUUACCUGCUACUAAAACUUAACUACAUAAAGGUGCGUGAUAGUCGGCGGCUGAAUUGAGAGUCAGGUGUGGAUGUCCCUUUAUAUUGAGUAUUCGUUGACGUGAUAUGUAUUUUCGUGGACUGAUUUACAUUUGUAGCUUAUUUGUCUUAUUGGGAGUUUUUAUAUCGAGCGCCGCCAUUUUGUCUUAUUGUGAUUUCUGAUUCUAAGUAUUUAUUAGACAAAAAACUAAUCUUGCACAUAUUUUACCUAACUAUAGGCCUAAUUUUUAAGUGUACAUAAUUCGUAUCAUUGUGAUGCAAAAGUUAUGUACAACGCUCAUUAUUCAAGUGAUUCAAGUGCGUCAGUAUUAUUUUGUUUUAAAAAUCAAUAAUUGGUGUAAAGAUUUAUGAACAAUGAUAUUAGUUAAAAAGCAUAAAAAACCAGGGAAAGGUAAUAUACCCACAAAUUCCUAUAAACAAAACGCGUUUGCUAAAAAAAAAUAAAAAGGCAAAAUGGUGGCGCUCAAAGUAUCAUAUUAUUAUUAAGGGAAAUUUUAGACUGAUUUUUUGUAUUGUUUAUUAAUAUUUUGAAAAACUGUAUAAUUGUUCUAUCGCCAAUUGUUUACCGACCGCAUUGACACGUUGAGUUUGCCUCACGUAAAUCUUGUACACACGUCUUGACAUUAGUUCGUUUGCUUUGUAAUCGUUUCACUUAUUCACUUCGGAGGACCAUGAAAAACCACUUAAAAGGACCAAAAAUUCUAUUUCGAAGGACCAAAAAAUCACUUCGAAGGACCAUAAAAAAGUAAGAACCUCUCGAUAAACUGUUUAUCAAGGACUGUAAGAACUUUUAAAUUUAUAAAGUUUUAAAGAGUUUUUUUUUUCUAAGCAUCGCCGUCGGUAUAAGUGUCUAGGGCCCCUCUAGGCUCAUGAAUUGGACACGGACUGGACUUACUUGGCGGCUGAGCCGACGAGCAUAUGGGUAGACAUAGAAAACGGAAAACCCAACGUGUAGGUAUGCGCAAAAAUAAUAGACGGGCGUGCUGCCCUAAUUUUAUUCAGUUCUUUUAGUUGCUGAGCCUAGUAUUACUACUAGUACUAAGCCUAGUAUGGUAUUCACGUGUCUCAGCGGUCGGUACACAACAUGGCGCCACUGUGGUUACGUUCCCACCAGCAAGAGACUGCGACUACGGAAUUCUGUAAUUAUAUAAUUUACUGUAUAGCGUAGGAGCGGGGCGCCGUGAGCGACCACCGCUCUGUACUAGUUCAAUAAACUUGUAUUAUUUAUUG
Molecule: messenger RNA, 13552 nt
Organism: Bicyclus anynana (squinting bush brown)
Lineage: Eukaryota; Metazoa; Arthropoda; Insecta; Lepidoptera; Nymphalidae
Gene: fra
Product: neogenin
Exons: 28
Coding region: 211-4911 (1566 amino acids)
Biological process (GO): cell-cell adhesion
Cellular component (GO): membrane
Molecular function (GO): protein binding
Source: RefSeq, a predicted model, not a curated record